AUGGAUGAUUGGAUGGAACUGAACCUGAAUGUUUUGAAGGGAAGUUGGGUUUUGUUGUUGUGCGUGAGCUUAUUGACGCUCCUCCAUGAUGCCAAUGCCGCGGCUGCUAUACAUCAGGUAAAACUGGGCGCCACCGCGGAACUGGAAUUUGGCAAAAAUGUGGAGAAAGUAGAAUGUGAAUCCAGUGAUCACAAACAUGAAAUUGUGAAUCAUGACAAAUUGACUCAGUAUGCGCACGAGCAUUACGGUGAUCGGAUCAAAUGGCAUGAUGGAAAGCUAACAAUCGAACACGUGAAGAAAACCGAUCUCAACACUUUCCAUUAUGAGUUGAACGGUAAACCGAUGGCCAUCACACUGUCCGAAGAGCAUUAA
This is a messenger RNA of Gongylonema pulchrum, 372 nucleotides long. Lineage: Eukaryota; Metazoa; Nematoda; Chromadorea; Rhabditida; Gongylonematidae. The record is from the annotation of a GenBank genome assembly.